GAAAAUAAAUUUCCCUGUUCUUGCGAAAAGGAAUUCAAUUCACCCGAAAUUUGAUUACCCUUUUCUACACUCGAUCUCAAAGAACUAAUUUUUCUCAUAAUCUUUCCUUCUAUCUUUGUGUUUUCCAUUAACCCUUUUGAGGGUAUUGUCAAGAUCUUCCCAAAAAAGAAAUGAUGAAUUGACACCGUUGCUUUUUAUGAUUUCACCUUUUCCACUCCACAACUUGAUCAGGAUUUUGAUUCCUUCCGAAUUUCUUCACUUUUCUCCAAGAAAGCAUCUUUGUCGUUGUUGUUGUUACUAUUAAUCUUGUGCCAAGCUUCCUCCUUUGUUUUCAGUCGUUCACGAUUCACUCCCAGCUGGUCAAAUAUUUGUGAAAAACCCCAGAAACCCAAAUCCCGAAUACCCUCAAGCAGUAGCAUCAUGAGAAUCCACCCGUUGCCGAAGAGGAGGAACAUCACCAUCCAAUAUGUGAUGAACCCGAGGACCGCGAGGUCCCAAGCCGAGUCCUUGUUGAACGGCGGCGGUCUGUCCAACAAGAAGCUCCGUAGGCUGCCCCACAUCUUCAGCCGCGUCCUCGAGCUGCCUUUUAGGUCCGAUGCCGACGUGGCGGUGGAGGAGAGCCCCGACUGCUUCAAGUUCGUCGCCGAAACCGAUGGGAGGAUUGGAGAUGUCGUCAGGGCUCAUACCGUGGAAAUCCAUCCUGGGAUUACUAAGAUUGUGAUAAGGUCUACCAGCUUGGUGGAUUUCGGUUUGCUGGAUGAUUUGGACCUCGACAUGUGGAGGUUCAGGCUACCGGAGACCACUCGUCCGGAGCUCGCAAGUGCGGUUUACGCGGACGGAGAGCUGAUUGUGACGGUGCCGAAGGGAGGGGAAGUGGAAGAAGGAGGUGGAGGUGAAGGGAAUAGGGAGUUUAGAGGAGGCAUGGAAAAUGGUAAUAGCAAUAAUAAUAGGCUUGUUCUUGUACAGUAAGUAAUAACAAUGGAAUCAUUUGCUCCGUUUUUCUUUAAUUGCAUGUUGUUUCAUUUAGUUUUUCAAGGUCACUGGUGGAGCUUAAUCCUUUUUUGUAUGGUUACCUUUUAUUAUUGCUUAAUCUAAUCAAGAAUUGUUCUUUGAA
This is a messenger RNA of Hibiscus syriacus, 1114 nucleotides long. RefSeq lists its product as uncharacterized. The record is from RefSeq and is a predicted model, not a curated record. The coding region runs from base 421 to 969 and encodes 182 amino acids. Lineage: Eukaryota; Viridiplantae; Streptophyta; Magnoliopsida; Malvales; Malvaceae. The transcript has a single exon.